AUGUCAUGUUUUAUAGGAGCCUAUGGUGCUGCUGUGUUAUAUAAAAAGAAAGAUGAUGAUUCUGUUGUGAUAUUAAAAGAAAUUAAUAUGCAUGAUUUGAGUGCUGCUGAAAGACAGUUAGCUUUAAAUGAGGUGAAUGUCUUAGCCAUGUUAGACCAUCCUAAUAUUAUCAGUUACUAUGAUAGUUUUGAAGAAGAUGGUGUUUUAAUGAUAGAAAUGGAAUAUGCUGAUGGAGGAACUUUAAAGCAGUUUUUAUAUCAACAAGAACAUUUACAUCUAGAUGAGAAGGUUGUUUUAGAAAUGUUUCAACAAAUAGUAGCUGCUAUAAGAUAUAUACAUGAACACAAAAUAUUACAUAGAGAUUUAAAAACAGAUAAUAUAUUUCUAACUAAAGAAGGUAUUAUAAAAGUGGGUGAUUUUGGUAUAUCUAAAAUGAUGAGUUCGGUACAAGGUGCUAACACUGUUUUAGGAACACCAUAUUAUAUUAGUCCAGAAAUGUGUGAAGGUAAACCAUAUAGUUUUAAAUCUGAUAUCUGGGCACUAGGUUGUAUUCUAUAUGAAAUGGCAUGUCUACAGAAAACAUUUGAAGGAACCAAUCUACCAGCUUUGGUUAAUAAGAUAAUGAAGGGUCAGUUUGCUCCAGUAAAAGAAAUGUAUAGUCCUGAUUUCCGUGAUGUGGUACUAGAUAUGUUACAGAAUGAUCCUGAUAAAAGACCUGAUGCCACAGAGUUAAUGUACCAUAGACUACCUCCUGUAAGUCUUUUGUAUUGUUUAACAUUUUAG
Messenger RNA from Lottia gigantea (owl limpet), 783 nucleotides. RefSeq lists its product as hypothetical. The record is from RefSeq and is a predicted model, not a curated record. Gene Ontology annotation, biological process: protein phosphorylation. Bases 1 to 783 code for a protein of 260 amino acids. Lineage: Eukaryota; Metazoa; Mollusca; Gastropoda; Lottiidae. Gene Ontology annotation, molecular function: ATP binding; protein kinase activity. The transcript has 6 exons.